AGGUAUUAGGUACCACCGAAUGAGUAUUCCUCACUGCACUCCUUUGCACGUCGACUGAGCUGAGCGAGGAAUAAAAAGCUGUGGAUUGUUUCUGGAAAAUACAAGGGAGCUAAAACUUCAUCACCAUGUUCAAGCAAAAAGUGAUCAAGCAGGGGAAGGAGUAUGAUAGCAUCGUACGGCAGUGCAGACAGUCAGGGGCCAAGUUUGAGGACCCUCUCUUUCCUGCUUGCGUUGAAUCGCUUUUCUUUGAGCAGAAGCCGCCUCAGCCAUUCGUAUGGAAGCGACCCAGCGAAAUUGUCCAGAAUCCUCAACUGUUUGUAGGUGGUGCCAGCCGAUUCGACGUUGCACAGGGACAACUUGGUGACUGUUGGUUCCUUGCUGCCACUGCUGGUCUCUCUCUGGAUGAUCAUCUUCUCAAGAAGGUCAUCCCCCCUGACCAGAACUUCGACCUGGGAGUGGUCAAGUUCAACUUCUGGCAGUACGGCAAAUGGGUGACGGUUGUCAUUGACGACCAGCUGCCCACCUACAACAAUGAGCUCGUCUUUGUGCACUCCAAGGAGAAGAAUGAGUUCUGGAGCGCCCUCUUGGAGAAGGCGUACGCCAAGCUCCAUGGUUCUUACGAGUGCUUGAAGGGUGGCAAUGUGAUCGAGGCUAUGGAGGACUUCACCGGUGGUGUCUCUGAGUCCAUUGACCUGAAUCAGAACCCACCUAAAGGUCUGUUCAAGAUCCUCAAAUCCUCCUACGACAGGGACUCCCAGCUCGGCUGCUCCAUCAAUGCCAAACCAGGCGUGACGGAGGCCAAGCUACCCUCCGGUCUCAUCGCAGGACAUGCCUACACCAUCACUGAUGUCAAGAAGGUUAACGUUAAGGGCCGCGAUGUGCGUCUUAUCAGGAUCCGCAACCCAUGGGGGGCAGUCGAAUGGAAUGGAAGAUGGAGCGACAACGCUAGAGAAUGGGACGAUAUAAAUCAAAGAGAGCGCAAAAACCUUGGAUUGGUCAGCGGCGACGACGGUGAAUUCUGGAUGGAAUUCAGUGACUUUAAGAGGAAUUUUGAGAGGGUCGACAUGUGCCACUUGAGUGCAGAGGCUAUGACAGGCAAGGGCAAGAGGAAGUGGCAGGCCAUCGUCAACGACGGCAAAUGGCAGAAAGGAGCUACUGCUGGAGGAUGCCGCAACUUCCCUGAUUCCUUCUGGAUCAAUCCCCAGUUCUCCCUCAUCUUGGAGGAGGAGGAUGACAAGGAUGAUGUCGGAGAUGAAGAAGACGAGGACCCAGGACAAGAUAAGCCAGGAUCUACCUUCUUGGUCGCCCUCAUGCAGAAGAACAGGCGAGCACAGCGCAAAAUGGGCGUCGACAACCUCACCUGUGGUUUCGCCAUUUACCAGACUGACGGCAACUUUGACGCCUCCGUCGGACUUCCCAAGGACCACUUCCUGUACAACGCAUCUACAGCUCGAUCACCCUCUUUCACCAACACCCGUGAGGUGAGCGGAAGAUUCAAGCUGCCACCCGGCCACUAUGUUAUCGUCCCUUCGACCUUUGAACCCGGCCAAGAGGGUGACUUCCUCCUGCGUAUCUUCUCCAUGAAGCUGAGUAAGGGAGUAUCUAUUGAUGAAGAGUCUGGCAUGGUAGACGUACCCAAACAGCCGCCACCACAGGACGAUGCUCAGACUCAACGCUUCCGUGAGUUCUUCAAGAAACUCACCGGCCCUGAUAUGGAAGUCGAUGCCUGGGAGCUACAGGAGAUCCUGAACGCAGCCCUGCGCAAAGAUUUACAAGUACCUGGUGAGCUCCAAGGUGGUGGAUUUAGCCUGGAAUCCUGCAAGAGUAUGGUCGCUCUCACCGAUGACGAUCGUUCUGGCAAACUUGGAUUUGAAGAGUUCAGAGAGCUGUGGCAGAACAUCAGCGCGUGGAAGGCUGUUUUCAAGAAGUAUGACCAAGACAAGUCUGGCUCAUUCAAUGGCUACGAGAUGAAGGGUGCUCUACGCUCACUUGGAUUCAAACUGAGCAAUGAAUCAUUCAGCGCCCUGAUUCUGCGCUAUGCGGACAAGAAGGGUACCGUUUCAUUCGACUCCUUCAUUGCUGCUGCCAUCAAGCUCAAGUACAUGUUCACCUCCUUUGCAGCCAAGAGUCGUGGGGGCAAUGCCUCGUUUGGAUUAGAUGAAUUCCUGACGAUGAACAUCUACUCUUAGAUCCGAUGGGGACCAGAGAGAGAGAGAGUGAGAGUGACAGAAAUUACUACCAGGGUCAAAGGUCACGAAGGUCAUUACAGGCCAGGUGAUACCUCUCACAAAAUCAGGAGAUUAUCAUGUAUUUUUUAAACUCAAAAUAAAAAUUUUGUAUAUCGAUAGCGAAUGUAAUUCACAUGUAAAAUAAUUAUAUCUGAAAAAUCCAAUUAGAAUGAUGUAGAGAUCGAGUCUAGCUCAGCAGAGAUAGAGAAUGAAUAGAAACAAAUAGAAAUAUUUCAAUAUUUGUGUGUCUUAUAACCUAUUCUUGUAGGUUAUUUUAUUGGUAUUAUACAAUUCAAUUCCAGUUAUUUCAAAUACUCUGUACUAAAGGGCCAUUUGAAUGGCAGUAUAAAAUGCAAUCUUGAUUAUUUCAAAUGAUUGAUCAAACUUUUUGUAUGAAAUACAUGUAGUAUUGAUAUUUUUUCAUAAUAUAGUUUAAAAUAGAAUCAAUUUAGGAUCUGCUCUCCUCAGUGUGAUAAUGUAUUUGCAUUAACAAAUCACAUCAUGUUUAAGUGAUAUAUUAGUUUCACUCUGUAUUAUUUUGCUUGGCAUGAAAUAUGUCAGAAGUUUUAGAAUUGAAUAUCACUUUAUCUUACGCACUCUGUAUAGCCAUAAUUUGACAGUGGAAGGUAAUAGGUAUGCUUGGGAAUUGAAAGAUAUAAUUGUUUAUCGUAAGAGCAUGAAAGUAGUGAGUAUGUAUUCAAUGUUGUUACAGCGUGUACUUAAAAGUGCUUUUUGUGAUAGAAGUUAAAUAAUAGUAAGUGCUUGUAUAUUUUGAUUUUUUUUCUUUGGAGGACUGCAUCAAUAUAGAGGGGGUCCUAAUAGUAUGCUAAAAAAAGAUUUAAUUUCACAGAGUGAAAAAACAUAUGAAUUCAUUGAUCACUCUCCCAUUUUCAAAAGCCAUUUUUUUCCUUGUACCAAGAACUUCCAGUAGAAAAAUAUAUAUCAAUGCCAGGGUAAUUAUUCUGAAAAACGCAUAGAGACAUAUUUUCAAUAUAUUUUCCAUGUGUUAUGAAACUGCAGGGUUAGAUAACUAUGACUGUUAUUGUGAAAAUGAGGGUUCUUUCAAACUGCAAAUAAUAAAAGAAAAACAGUACUUUGCUUGGGUUAUAAGCAAUGCCAUUUGCCUUGAUGUCACUCUGUUAUUGUGCUGGGCGCAUACUCAUGAAAGGAAAUCACAGAAAAGAAUAGAUUCUCAACAAAUAAAUUUGUUGAGAAAUUAUCUGAUCAGUCAAUCGAAUUGAAAUUUGCUGGAGUAUAAACUUUAUCAUGCAUUGAAAUCUCUGCUUCAAUCAAGUCUAAUUAUUCUCUCAUUUUAAUUUGUAUAUAAUGAAAAGCUGGCUUGGAAAACAAUCAUGUAACUGUCACAGUCAUGGAUUAUAAUCAAAGUUGAAAGAAUUUUGUUGGAGUGUUAAAGAAUCAUGUUCAUAAAUUUGAAAAUUGAAUAGAUCUACAAGCAUAUUUUCACUUUGACAGUAUGCACUGAAAACUUUUUACUACAACUGAAUUAUACAUCAAUUUAUAUAUUUUUCAACAAUAAGAAUAGAAACUAUAUCAGGUCUCUUAGGUACCAUGUUCUUUGUCUUAUUAAUCAUGCCUUUUUAGAUCUUACAUAUAUAUAUGCAACCAUCUUCCUCACUUACUGAAUACGGAAAUUCUUUCAUGUUUGACAAUCUAUUUGUACCAUGUAACAGUUUUAAUGUUCUUUUUGUAUCAAACAAUUGUAUUCAUUGUAUUUUCUUUGGUUUGAAAUACAUGUUGAGGGUGCACAAAUGAUUUGAGUAACAUAUAUCGCAAUACUUUCUCCACUUGGCGACACAUUUUGUACUAGCACAUAAGGUGCUCUUUUUCAUGAACUUGCGGGGGAAACUGGUUUUAAAAAUUGUUUUGAAAUAACAAGAGUGGUUGAAUCCUAUUGGACUAAAGGUUUUUUUUUAACAAAUAGAUUGUUUAGUGUAGUUGGAAGUUAAAAGAAGUGGAAAUAUAUAAAAAGUGGUAAUAUGGUCACUAAUAUUACAGUCUUAUCAUAGAGUUGUGUAAGUGCUUAUCCGGGGUUGUGUGUGGUAAAAGGGUAGCAUAUUAAUAAAUUCAACUUAUAAAUUCA
Molecule: messenger RNA, 4329 nt
Organism: Strongylocentrotus purpuratus (purple sea urchin)
Lineage: Eukaryota; Metazoa; Echinodermata; Echinoidea; Camarodonta; Strongylocentrotidae
Product: calpain-9-like
Exons: 20
Coding region: 126-2189 (687 amino acids)
Biological process (GO): proteolysis
Cellular component (GO): cytoplasm
Molecular function (GO): calcium ion binding; calcium-dependent cysteine-type endopeptidase activity
Source: RefSeq, a predicted model, not a curated record